This is a messenger RNA of Anisakis simplex (herring worm), 609 nucleotides long. The record is from the annotation of a GenBank genome assembly. NCBI's taxonomy places the organism in Eukaryota, Metazoa, Nematoda, Chromadorea, Rhabditida, Anisakidae.
AUGCAUUGUGCAGAAUUAGGUGUGAAGGUUGCGAAUAAAGAACUAUGGUCCAGAAAAAUCUUCCCGAGAGUAGCGUUUGAGGUGAAUGGUGUCGAUCCAUUGGGAAGUUAUAGCUUGGCCAUUUCAAUUGUACGAGUGGAUAACUAUAAGUAUAAGUUUGAGGACGGUAAAUGGGUUGUAGCUGGACACGUUGGCUUGAACGAACAAAAGAGCGCUGAAACGCGUUUGGUGCAACAUCAUGAUGGAUUCAUCCGUGGAUCUUAUCUGCUUAAGACACCGAUUUACUUCGAUCAUUUGUCGCUUACGAACGAUCGCAAAUACGAGGCAGGAGCAAAGAUAUAUCUGCAAACAAUGUGCAAAUACCGACCCGUGUUAUCUGUGUGUCGUGUUGAUAUCGGCUCAGUGAGGACGGCUUCAAGUGAAGAUGAUAAAAUUAUCUUCAGCGAUGAAGUGAUGGAAUUUAUUGCGGUCACUCAAUAUCAAAAUGCGAGAAUAAUUCAGUUAAAGAACCAGUUCAAUCCAUAUGCUAAAGGGCAACGCUAUAAGCGUCGAAUCGCUUCAACAGCACCAAUGAAACGGGAGUCGAAUGCGUCUGAUGAAAGUAUGUAG